AACCAUGCCGUCGUCGACGCCAACGAGACGGGUGCCCAUGCAGACUUGAACCUCAGCGUCUCAAGUAAUAACCACGAUUCCAGCUUCGGACGUGCACACCAUCAUGACUGCGACGGGCCCGGGGCGGAGGGCGUGAUCUUGUUAUCCCCGUCGUUCCUCCUACCGAGACGGUUGUUGCUCCCCCUCCUCCCGCAUCGGUUCUUCCUCCUCCCCCCCCCGAGUUACUUGUUCCUCCUCCUCCUCCUCCUCCCACUAAGUCGGCUGUUCCGCCUCCCCCUCCUGAGGCAAUUAUUCCUCCUCCUCCUCCUGAGACGGUCGUUGAUCCUCCUCCCGAGGCGGGCGUGGUCAUGCCGCCGCAGCCUACCGGCACCGGCGGGGCGCCGCUGUCGACGGGCGGGAUUGGACCGACUCCGUUUGUUUACUUGGCCGGGACUGGUCGGACUGGGGUUAAAGUGCCGGUUGUGGUGACGGGUGCGGUUGGCGCGGUUUGGGCUUUGUUGCAAUUGCCGGAUGUUUCACUAGGGGUUCGGGAUAUAGAAGGGAGUGGGAACCUUGGAGUUCUUGGGUUGCUUUUGUUUCUUGCCUAUCUCGAAGGCUGGCUGGUAUCCCUUCUGUUUAGGCCUGCGGUGUGCGUGUUGUCUGAUUUCGGGGCACAGUCUAGCCGUAUAAAGGCGAAGAACACUAAUUCACUUGAGAUUCAAAGUCCUGUUAGGGCUGAGGAAUGUACAACACUCCUUCUAUAUGACCCUCGGCCUAACGCUACACAAUCAGCAGGAAAAGACCAUCGUUACUCAUUUAGUAUCCGGGGUAUUGCAUGCAAGCUACCGACUUGGAACCAUCCCUUUCCCUACAACAAUGCUCGACAAACAGAAAAUGUGCGCCAAACACCUUGAUAUAUAACAGCUUUCGACACAAACAGACCUCCCGUUAACGUUCAAUCA
Parathielavia appendiculata is the source of this 941-nucleotide messenger RNA. RefSeq lists its product as uncharacterized. The transcript has 2 exons. The record is from RefSeq and is a predicted model, not a curated record. NCBI's taxonomy places the organism in Eukaryota, Fungi, Ascomycota, Sordariomycetes, Sordariales, Chaetomiaceae. The coding region runs from base 348 to 893 and encodes 181 amino acids.